Messenger RNA from Lodderomyces orthopsilosis Co 90-125, 2919 nucleotides. RefSeq lists its product as uncharacterized. Gene Ontology annotation, molecular function: P-type calcium transporter activity; ATP hydrolysis activity; ATP binding. Gene Ontology annotation, cellular component: plasma membrane. The transcript has a single exon. Lineage: Eukaryota; Fungi; Ascomycota; Pichiomycetes; Serinales; Debaryomycetaceae. The record is from RefSeq and is a predicted model, not a curated record. Gene Ontology annotation, biological process: intracellular calcium ion homeostasis; calcium ion transmembrane transport. Bases 1 to 2919 code for a protein of 972 amino acids.
AUGAUAUUGGUGUUGUUUAUCAGUAUGAUUAUUGCCCUUGCCAUUAGGGAUUGGAUUUCAGGUGGUGUUAUCGGAUUUGUUGUUGGUAUUAACAUUCUUGUUGGGUUUGUCCAAGAAGUUAAAGCUGAGAAAACGAUGGGUUCGUUGCGUACGUUAUCUUCGCCAACUGCUAGAGUGUCUAGAGAUGGAAAUGAUGUCACUGUCGCAGCGGAGGAAGUUGUUCCUGGAGAUGUAGUCCAUGUCAAAGUUGGAGACACGGUACCUGCGGAUUUGAGAUUAUUCGAUUCAAUGAAUUUGGAAACGGAUGAGGCGCUAUUGACGGGAGAGUCUUUACCAGUACAAAAGGAUCACACUAUUGUUUAUGAUGAUUACUCAGUUCCGGUGCCUGUUGGAGAUAGACUAAACUUGGUGUACUCCUCUUCGGUUGUUUCCAAGGGAAGAGGUUCAGGUGUUGUUUAUGCAACUGGUUUGAAUACCGAAAUUGGUCAAAUCGCAAAAUCAUUGAGAGGUGACACUGGUAUCAUCAGAAGGGUUGACAGAUCCAAUGGAAAACCUAGAAAGAGGGACUAUGGUCGUGCUUGUGCGGGAACUAUUUAUGAUAUUGUUGGAAACAUCCUUGGUGUGACUGUUGGAACGCCAUUGCAAAAGAAGCUUUCGUGGUUGGCCAUUUUCCUUUUCUGGGUCGCCGUUGUGUUCGCCAUUGUUGUAUUGGGAUCGCAAAAAAUGGAUGUUACCCGGAAUGUGGCUAUUUAUGCAAUUUGUGUUGCCUUGUCAAUGAUUCCAUCGUCUUUGAUUGUUGUGUUGACCAUUACAAUGGCUAUUGGAGCUCAAGUUAUGGUGACCAAGCACGUUAUUGUGAGAAAGUUGGAUUCAUUGGAGGCACUUGGUGGUAUCAAUGACAUUUGUUCAGACAAGACUGGUACUUUAACGCAAGGGAAGAUGAUUGCCAAGAAGGUGUGGCUACCAAAUGUUGGUACUUUGGAGGUACAGAAUUCAAAUGAGCCAUACAAUCCAACUGAGGGAGAUGUAAGAUAUGCACCAUAUUCACCGCUUCACAUCAAGCAGACGGAUGAAGAGAUUGAUUUCAAGCAACCUCACCCCGAUCCAAUGCCGCAGAGUAUGCAUGACUGGCUAAUGACUGCCACUUUAGCAAACAUUGCCACCGUGAACCAGAGUAAAGAUGAAGAGCUGGGUGAAUUGGUCUGGAAGGCUCAUGGAGAUGCUACUGAAAUUGCCAUUCAGGUGUUUACCACUAGAUUGGAUUACGCUAGGGAUUCACUCGUUGAUGGGUAUGAACACAUUGCUGAGUUCCCAUUUGACUCUUCAAUCAAAAGAAUGUCGGCAAUCUACAAGGAUAAAUCAGGGGAGACUAAAGUUUACACCAAAGGUGCUGUUGAAAGAGUAUUGCAAUUGUGCACGACUUGGUAUGGGGAAGGCACUGACGAUUCGCAAGAAUUGAAAAAGUUGACUGAUGUCGAUAAGCAAAUCAUUGAGGGAAAUAUGACUGCGUUAUCGUCCCAAGGGUUGAGAGUGUUGGCAUUUGCUGCCAAAUCCAUCGAUGGUGAUUGUGGUGAUCGUGAAAAGGUUGAAUCCAAUUUAACCUUCCAAGGUCUCAUCGGUAUCUAUGAUCCACCAAGGGAGGAAACUGCUGGGUCUGUGAAGUUGUGUCAUCGUGCUGGUAUUAAUGUUCAUAUGCUUACUGGUGAUCAUCCAGGUACUGCAAAAGCUAUUGCUCAGGAGGUGGGUAUCUUACCUCACAACUUGUACCACUAUUCAGAAGAUGUUGUCAAAGUGAUGGUCAUGACUGCUAAUGAAUUUGAUGCAUUGUCCGAUGAUGAGAUUGAUAAUUUACCUGUGUUGCCUUUAGUUAUUGCCCGUUGCGCUCCCCAAACAAAGGUGCGUAUGAUUGAUGCAUUGCAUAGACGAAAGAGGUUUGUAGCAAUGACUGGUGAUGGUGUCAAUGACUCACCUUCGUUGAAGAAAGCUGAUGUGGGAAUUGCUAUGGGUAUGAAUGGUUCUGAUGUUGCUAAGGAUGCUUCGGACAUUAUUCUCACAGAUGACAACUUUGCAUCAAUAUUAAACGCCAUUGAGGAAGGUAGAAGAAUGUCCUUGAAUAUUCAAAAGUUUGUCUUGCAGUUGUUGGCUGAAAAUGUUGCUCAAGCUAUUUACUUGAUGGUUGGUCUAGUGUUUAUGGAUAAUGAUGGGUUUUCAGUUUUCCCCCUUGCACCUGUUGAAGUGUUGUGGAUCAUCGUCGUUACAUCAUGUUUCCCAGCAAUGGGAUUGGGUCAGGAAAAGGCUCAAUCAGAUAUCUUGGACUUGCCGCCUAGUAACACCAUAUUCACCUGGGAGGUGAUUAUCGACAUGUUCGCUUACGGAAUCUGGAUGGCUGCUUGCUGUUUGUCUUGUUUUGUGGUGAUCUUAUACGGCAGAGGUGAUGGUGAGUUAGGCUCCGAUUGCAAUACUGGAUCAGGUGAAGAGUGCAACUUGGUCUUCCAAAGUCGCUCAGGAGCAUUUGCUGCUUUUACGUGGUGCGCUUUGUUGCUUGCGUGGGAAUGUAUCCACUUGAGACGUUCAUUUUUCUAUAUGCACCCAGACUCCGAAAAACCAUGGUAUUCUCAAUUGGCUUCUGAUUUAUGGGAGAAUCAAUUCCUCUUUUGGUCAAUUAUAUUUGGAUUUGGAACUGUGUUUCCCUUGGUUUACAUCCCAGUCAUCAAUGACAAGGUUUUUCUUCAUGGUCCUAUCGGCUACGAAUGGGGAGUCGCGGUUGCUUUUACUGUGGCAUUCUUUAUUGGUGCUGAAGUUUGGAAACUGCUCAAACGCGUUUAUUUUAGGGAUCAGUCACGUAAAGGAAUUGUGUCUGAUACUGGUGACGUUUUUGAAAAGUACGCCUCAUUUUCAAAGGAUAACACGUUGGUUUAA